Messenger RNA from Cooperia oncophora, 624 nucleotides. The record is from the annotation of a GenBank genome assembly. NCBI's taxonomy places the organism in Eukaryota, Metazoa, Nematoda, Chromadorea, Rhabditida, Trichostrongylidae.
AUGGCCGUUUGUACUACGCAAUCCUCAGACGAAUGGUACCUCACCGAAGGGUAUCGUGCUGUGAACCAGGCACUAGGUCGUGUUAUUCGUCACAUAAACGAUUUUGGCGUUGUGGCCUUACUAGAUGAAAGAUUUGCGAACGUGAAAAGAGAGUAUUUUCCGGCGUGGCUAAGAUCAUCUAUCAAGAUUUUUGAUCGGGGAUCAGAGUUCAUAGCAGUGACACGCAAAUUCUUCAGCGAAAAAAAGUUAGAAGUCAAGAAGUCAUCGAUGCAGUUUACUUUGCGUGACUCUAAAAGUGGAAAAGCUGUUUCUGGGGGUUUUUCAAGGAAACGGCCCAAUAUUGUUUCGUCAACCGAAGUCAGGCAUGAGUGUGUUAUGGAGUAUGGACUAUAUACUAAUAAGCCAGUGGACGUCGGCGCGAACGAGAACCUGUCAACUGUUGAUCGAAAUAGUUUGCUUUCAAUUUGUACUGCCGAGGAAUUACUGAAGUCAAAGAAAGCAGUAUCACUCGUUGAAAAGUUCAAUGCUGGUAUCGAAUCAGAGGUAACUUCAACGAGCCAAUCUGCCCCAUUACCGUCUCGAAAAAAGCUGAAACUAGCCGUAAGUUCUGAUCUUUUAGAAUAA